AUAACAGGUCGCGUCGUUCGUAACGUCCUUCAAACGUUCCUAUCGAUUCCGAGAGUACACGGAAAGACGUAUAAUACGAAGUUCAGCAUCGAAACAUGCUAGUUCAUCGGUAACGGUGCUUGACCGAUUGUCGUUCAGUGACUGUCGUUCAGUAACGUUCGUUGCUGUCGAAUAAAGUUACCACCACGCGUUUUCUUUUUUUUUUUUUUCUUUCUUUUCAAUUCGACAGUAUUUUAAGUUCGAUUUUCAAAGAAAAAGCAGAAAAUGUCAGAUAACGAGACUAAAUCGCGGUGUCACUCACGUCAAAAUUGUGUCGUGCAACCACUCUUAACAGACUUAUAUCAAAUUACAAUGGCAUAUGCUUAUUGGAAAAGUGGAAAAAUGAAUGACCAUGCUGUGUUUGAUUUAUAUUUUCGUAAAAAUCCUUUUCAAGGAGAAUUUACAAUCUUUGCUGGACUAGAAGAAUGUAUUAAAUUUCUGGAAAAAUUUCGUUAUUCUUCUAGUGAUAUUAAAUAUUUGAAAUCAACAUUGCCAUCAUCAGUUGAUCAAAGGUUUUUUGAGUAUUUGAAAGACCUUACCCCAAAAGAUGUCACAAUAUAUGCUAUGGAAGAAGGUUCAGUUGUUUUCCCAAGAAUACCAUUACUAAGAGUAGAAGGUCCAUUAAUAAUGGUACAACUUUUGGAAACAACACUAUUAACCUUAGUUAACUAUGCAAGUUUAAUGGCAACUAAUGCAGCCAGAUAUCGUAUGGUUGCUGGGAAACAUAUAACGUUGCUAGAAUUUGGCCUUCGAAGAGCUCAGGGUCCUGAUGGUGGCUUAAGUGCAUCUAAAUAUAGCUAUAUUGGUGGUUUUGAUGGUACAAGUAAUGUUUUGGCAGGAAAAUUGUAUAAUAUUCCUGUAAGUGGAACACAUGCACAUGCAUACAUUACAUCUUUUACUGGUAUUGAUGAUUUACAAGAGAAGACUUUGGCACAUAAAGAAACAGGAGAAGUUUAUGAUCUUCUACAAUUAGCUUACAAACAUCGGGAUGCAAUUGCUGCUGAUGUAAGAACACUAGUUUCUGAGGCUUCUAAUGGAGAGUUAGCUGCUUUGAUUAGUUAUGCCAUUGCUUUCCCACAACGAUUUGUUGCUCUUGUAGACACAUAUGAUGUGAAAAGCAUCGAAGCCUCGGCCAAGAGACAGGCAUGUAUAGCCAGCCUAAAUAUAAAGAAUAAACGUCUAACAAAUGGGUCCAAUACACAUGCCCAAAAUGGUGUCAGAAACAAUCCAAUUAUAUCAGAAUCAACUUCCCAUCACAAGAAUGGCUUUUUAAGACGAGGCGAAUUGGGUGAGCUCUAUGUGAGGAGUGGUCUUCUAAACUUUUGUGCAGUGGCACUAGCUCUAAAUGACUUGGGUUAUAAAGCAAUCGGUAUAAGAAUUGAUAGCGGUGACUUAGCAUAUUUAAGCAAUGCUGCCAGAGAUAUUUUUGAAAGAAUUGCCAUCAAGUACAACAUACCUUGGUUUUCAAAGUUGACGAUCUGUGCAUCAAAUGACAUUAAUGAAGAGACUAUUUUAAGUUUAAAUGAACAGAGUCAUAAGAUCGAUUGCUUUGGAAUUGGAACACAUUUGGUAACGUGUCAGAGGCAACCAGCAUUAGGUUGUGUUUAUAAAAUGGUUGAAAUUAAUGGUCAACCUAGAAUUAAACUCAGUCAGGAAGUUGGUAAAGUCACAAUUCCAGGAAAGAAAGACGCGUUUAGAUUAUAUGGAGCAGAUGGAUAUGCUUUAAUUGAUCUCUUACAAAGAUCGACGGAAGAAAUUCCACAAGUAAAACAAAAAGUCCUUUGUAGACAUCCUUUUCAAGAAUCAAAAAGAGCAUAUGUUAUUCCAUCGCGAGUUGAAUCACUGCAUAAGGUAUAUUGGAAGAACGGUAAAUUAUGUCAACCUUUACCUGCAUUACAAGAGAUACGAAAUAGAGUACAAGAAUCUUUAAAAACACUCAGAAAUGAUCACAAAAGAAAUUUAAAUCCUACACCAUAUAAAGUGGCUGUUAGUGAUGAUUUGUAUAAUUUUAUACACGAUUUGUGGUUACAAAAUGCACCUAUUGGUGAACUCUCGUGAAGCUGAGCAUAUAUCAUCAUUAGAAAGUAAUGAACAAAGACCAUGUAUAUGAAUGGCCUACCAUCACGUUAAGUUGGAAGUUUCAGAAGUUUAUUUUUUACACUACCUAAGAAACUUCUAAUUGUACAAGCACCAAUUUGACUGUAAUAGUGAUUGCGACACAAUAUGAGAAUUACUUAUCUAGAAAAAUGUGGUGGAAAAUUAUGAAAGGACAAGAGUCACGGGUAGGAAAAAUGUAGAAGAAAAACGGAUGUAAGAAAAGAUUGUAAAGAUUGACCCUGCAUAUGCUUAAUUGUUUAUUAUACUGUUUCACUGAGAGACGUUUAGGGUAAUCAACUUUCUGUGUCAUAAUUUGGGCUACUCUGAUUCGAGCUACUUUAUGUGAUCUUAUGCCGGUGGUUUUUUUACAAUCUAAGUUUGGAUUACU
Messenger RNA from Habropoda laboriosa, 2524 nucleotides. It is a transcript of the gene Naprt, whose product is annotated as nicotinate phosphoribosyltransferase. The transcript has 11 exons. Gene Ontology annotation, molecular function: nicotinate phosphoribosyltransferase activity. Lineage: Eukaryota; Metazoa; Arthropoda; Insecta; Hymenoptera; Apidae. The coding region runs from base 265 to 2097 and encodes 610 amino acids. Gene Ontology annotation, biological process: NAD+ biosynthetic process. The record is from RefSeq and is a predicted model, not a curated record.